AUGGCUUCUCGACCACGACGCGUCGCCCAGAGGCGCGCUAUUGUCGAGUCCGACGACGAGGAUGAAAUCUCCAUGGCAUCCAACACCAGUCGCCAAAUCAAGGAAGAGUCACCAUUUGAAGAAGAAAAGCCGGCCGUCAAGCGAAGUAGGACUAAGCGCGGAUCGGUGCCGCCUGCGGCUGCUUCUGCUCAACCACCCGCUGCCGUUCGAGUUCGUGGACGCCUAAAGAAAGCUCCCACUCCGGCUGCGUCUGAGACGGCUGAUAGCAACGACAUACUUGGAGAAGAUGAGAUUUCUCAGGCGGACGUCACAUCGACUUCGACGAGGAUCCGUGGCCGACCUAGGAAGAUUCCGGCUGCAGCCUCUGUUGAGUCCAGUCGGCUUGGUUCAGUGGACGUAUCUCACCUAGACACCACCCUUUCUACAGGCCGUGUGACGCCGGCAAAGCGGAGGAGCAUGGCAUCACGAAGCUCCAUGUCCAGCAACGCAUCAGUCGACGAUCCUCCGACCCCAAGACCUAGGAAUAAGAAAAGGUCGACGAUCGUGCCAGAUGAUCAACCAUCAGGAGGAGAAGAACGGGCUACACCAAAACCGCGAGCUGCCCCGAGAUCAAGAGCCAGCACAAAAUUCCGAAGCACACCGGCGCCGCAGGAGACGCCAGCCGCGACUCCCUUACCGCCGACAUCGCUUGAUACACCAGCAACGCAGCUUCGACAGUCCCCUCCGCCAGCAGCGCAGAGGCAAGAUUCGCCUUUGGCAGACACUGCACCGCAGUUGCGAGAGUCCACUCCUACCGCACCUCAGAAGCAGGAUUCGCCUUUGGCAGACAUUACAUCAAAUAUCAAUGCGGCCAAUCUGCUACCGCCGCCAUCAGCUGUCAAGCCCAACAAGCCGUCAGAGUCCCCCACGAAGUCGUCGAUGGAACCCAUUAUGGACAAGCCGUUGGAUAUCGUCCUCAAGUCGCGAACAAUGACGAUUCCCGUUGUUGAGGACACAACACCAAAGCCUCGCAUUGUCAUCACGCAUUUGAUUCUCAACAAUUUCAAGAGUUAUGCUGGCCGGCAGGAUGUAGGACCAUUUCACGCGUCGUUCUCAUCGGUCGUUGGGCCUAACGGCUCUGGAAAAUCCAACGUCAUCGACUCACUCCUUUUCGUGUUUGGUUUCCGAGCUAGCAAGAUGCGACAAGGCAAGAUUUCGGCUUUGAUUCAUAACUCUGCGCAGUAUCCCAACCUCGAGUUCUGUGAGGUUGCUGUUCACUUCCAAGAGGUUCUAGACCAGCCUGGCGGUGGCCACGUUGUUAUCCCAGACUCAGAGCUCAUCAUCUCCCGCAAGGCCUUCCGCAACAACUCUAGCAAAUACUUCAUCAACAACAAAGCGUCAGACUUUACAACCGUCACUACACUGCUGCGAGAUCGUGGUGUAGACCUUGACCACAAGCGUUUUCUAAUCCUCCAGGGAGAAGUUGAGUCGAUUGCUCAGAUGAAACCUAAAGCUGCAAACGAGCAUGAAGACGGAUUGCUAGAAUAUCUUGAAGACAUUAUCGGAACCUCCAAAUAUAAAACACCGAUAGAAGAGUCCGCCGCUGAGGUUGAAACACUCAACGAGGUUUGCGUAGAAAAAAAUUCCCGUGUUCAGCAUGUCGAGAAAGAGAAGAACAGUCUGGAAGAGAAGAAAGACAAGGCACUUGCAUUUAUCCGAGAUGAGAAUGAGCUCGCUAUGAAGCAGUCCGCUUUGUAUCAACUCUAUAUCCACGAAUGCAACGACAACAUGGCGGUCACGGAGGAGGCGAUCAAUCAGAUGCAGGCCGAGCUUGAUGUUGAACUGGAGAAACACGAAGGGAGCCAACAGCUUAUCAAGGAACUCGAAGGCAAAUACGAAAUGGGCAAGAGGGAGUUUGAGAUUCAAGAGAAGCAAACUCAGGUCUUGUCAAAAGAAUUGGCAAAAUUCGAGCAAGAACGUGUCAAGUUUGACGAGAAAAAGAAAUUCUUGGAAGACAAGAGAAAGAAGCUCGAGAAAACCAUUCGAAACGCCGAAAGGAAUGCGGCCGAAGCUGAUGAGACAAUUGAGCAAUGCGGCGCCGAUAUCGAAACUCGAUCACAAGAGAUUACGGCGAUGGAGACGAUGGCAAAGGAAGAGGAAGCCGAACUUACCAACAUUCGAGAGAGCAUGAAGGGAAAGACAAAAGUCUUUUCGGACCAAAUUGCAGUCAAACAAAAGUCUCUCGAGCCGUGGAUUGAGAAGAUCAAUCAGAAGCAAUCUUCCAUUGCUGUUGCUGAAAGCGAGAUGAACAUUCUCAAAGAAAAAGCAAAUGCUGGUGCCGUUGCCCUGCAGGAGCUCGAGGCCAAGAUAUCGUCCAUCGAAGAAGGCAAGGUCGCCAAGCAGAAAGAGCUCAAGGCCUGCCAGACUGAAAAGGCAAAAUUGACAAAGGAGGCCGAGAAGAUGAAGUCUGAACUUGAUAUUCUCGCAGAACAAGAGCCAAAGAUAAGGGCUAAGAUCUCCAGCGCGCGCCAAAAGGCAGACGAGGCUCGCUCAAGUUUGGCCAAUACCCAGACAAGGGGCAACGUCUUAUCUGCCCUAAUGAGGAUGAAAGAAUCAGGUCGUAUUGAUGGAUUCCACGGUCGUCUGGGCAAUCUCGGUACCAUUGACAAGAAAUACGAUGUUGCCGUUUCCACCGCGUGUCCUUCACUGGAUAACUUUGUCACUGAAACAGUCGAGGCCGGCCAGCAGUGCAUCGAGCACCUACGCAAGAAUAAGCUCGGCCGUGGCAACUUUAUCUGUCUAGACAAACUGCGCCAGCGAGACUUAUCACCGAUUCAAACACCGGAAAAUGCACCGCGAUUGUUUGAUCUCAUCACAGCGAAGGCAGACAAAUUCCUACCGGCUUUCUAUCACGCUAUGCAAGAUACGCUCGUUGCCAAUGAUCUCGCGCAGGCAAAUCGCAUCGCUUAUGGUGCCAGGAGAUGGCGAGUUGUGACGCUGGAUGGUGAAUUAAUUGACAAGUCCGGUACGAUGUCUGGAGGUGGCACAACUGAGCAAGUCGCCAAGCUCGAAGAGGAUCGUGACCAAUGGGAAGCCAAGUUUCAAGAGUUCCAAGAGUAUCAGCGAGAGUGCGAGAAUACACUGAAAGAGAUCAACCGCAAGAUCCCACAGUUGGACACCAAAAUGCAAAAGCUUGGGUUAGAAAUGGAGAGCGCCACGCGAAACUUGGCUGAUAUUGAGCGACGCAUCAAGGAAGUCGGCAAGGAGUACCAACCAUCUACCGAAGACACCAAGCGUAUUUCAACACUGCAAAAGGAAGUAGCCAAGCUUAACGCGGAAGUGGACAAGCUCCGUGGCGAGACAUCCAGCCUCGAAGAAGAAAUCAAAGCUCUUCAGAACAAGAUCAUGGAGCUCGGUGGAGAGAGAUUGCGAGCUCAACGAGCCAAGGUCGAUUCUAUCAAGGAAGAGAUUGCGUCUCACCACGAGGAAGUGUCCAAGGCUGAAGUUCAGAAAGCCAAGGCUGAGAAGCAAAAGAUCAAGCUUGAAAAGGACUACGCAAAAGCAACUAAAGAGCGAGAUGCGGCAGUGCAUGACCUCCAACAGCUCCAGGACGGCCUUGACAAUCAAGGAGAGAAGGCUGAAGAGCUGAAAGCUCGCGUCGAAGAAGCCGAGGAAGGCCUGGCGUCGAAGAAGAAAGAUCUGAAAAAGCUCAAGGGGGAGUUAGACGAGAAGAUUGCGGAGCUAAACGAGAGCCGUGCAGUGGAGAUUGAGAUGCGGAACAAGCUUGAGGAGAACCACAAGGUGCUGACUGAUAACCAAAAACGACUUCGAUACUGGGAGGACAAGCUAUCCAAGCUUACACUUCAGGAUAUCGAUGAUCUCAUCGGCGGCUCGGGUUCCAGAGUCAUCAAGACUGAAGAAGCAGAGGCGCCUGAGAUGCCUGAUGCUCCGGCAAAUGGCGAUGAGGAUGGCGAUGUUGAGAUGACUGACGAUGAUGUUGAAAUGUCCGAUGUUGAAAUCGACGACGCCGCCUCUGACAAAACUGAACAUGCCCCAAGCGCGCCCGCUCGCCAACCUGGCCAACUCCCAAGGUAUACACCGGACGAAUUGGCCGGUAUGAGCAAGGAGACUCUGAAGGGCGAAAUCGCGGCCCUGGAGGAGAAGACGCAGAAUGUCAAUGUCGACCUUGGCGUAUUGGCUGAAUACCGUCGUCGUGUAGAAGAGCAUGUAUCUCGUGCAUCUGAUUUGCAGACGGCAAUUGAGCAGCGCGAUGCCGCCAAGAAGAGGUGUGACGAUUUGCGUCGCUUGCGACUUGAAGGGUUCAUGGAGGGCUUCAGCGCCAUUUCCUUACGUCUCAAGGAAAUGUACCAAAUGAUCACCAUGGGAGGUAACGCAGAACUCGAGCUGGUCGACAGCUUGGAUCCGUUCAGCGAAGGAAUCCUCUUCAGUGUGAUGCCGCCAAAGAAGAGUUGGAAGAAUAUCGGCAACCUUUCGGGUGGCGAGAAGACCCUCAGUAGUCUUGCAUUGGUGUUUGCUUUGCAUCACUACAAACCGACGCCGCUAUAUGUCAUGGACGAGAUUGAUGCUGCUUUGGACUUCCGAAACGUCUCGAUCGUGGCGAACUACAUCAAGGAGCGCACAAAGAACGCACAGUUCAUCGUUAUCUCGCUACGAAACAACAUGUUUGAGCUUGCAGCGCGACUCGUCGGCGUGUACAAGGUCAACCAUAUGACAAAGAGCGUAACAAUAGAGAACAAAGACUUCAUCGACAGGCCUCUGACGCUGCAGCAACAGCAGAGGACACUUGGCGGGAACACAGCCACGGUGACGAUAAGGUAG
This is a messenger RNA of Trichoderma breve, 4818 nucleotides long. Its product is annotated as SMC proteins flexible hinge domain-containing protein. NCBI's taxonomy places the organism in Eukaryota, Fungi, Ascomycota, Sordariomycetes, Hypocreales, Hypocreaceae. Gene Ontology annotation, molecular function: protein binding; ATP binding. The transcript is spliced from 3 exons. Gene Ontology annotation, biological process: mitotic chromosome condensation. The record is from RefSeq and is a predicted model, not a curated record. The coding region runs from base 1 to 4818 and encodes 1605 amino acids. Gene Ontology annotation, cellular component: chromosome.